Molecule: messenger RNA, 696 nt
Organism: Chlamydomonas reinhardtii
Lineage: Eukaryota; Viridiplantae; Chlorophyta; Chlorophyceae; Chlamydomonadales; Chlamydomonadaceae
Exons: 1
Coding region: 224-403 (59 amino acids)
Source: RefSeq, a predicted model, not a curated record
GACGGGAUGAGGGGCACGGCGGUGGCGCUGGUAAGUCACCAACACGCCCAGUGUUCCGGCCAGUUGUCAUUGCCUGCUAUCCCUGUUCGAGACAGGGCUGGGUAGGGCUGGGCCUUAACUUAUCGGAGAUGCUUUAUAGAAACGCAAUGCGCACGAUGCCUCUCCUUAACGUCCUUUGAAACAAGCAGUCUCCCGCUUCACGUCCGUUGACGCGCUGGUGGAGAUGCUGCUCGGGCACAAGCGACCUGCAUCGCUGCAGACUGGCGGCGGCGGCAGCAGCAGCGGGGGCGCGUGCGCGCAUCUUGGUAGCGGAGGGGGCGGGAAAGGCCACGUGGAGGAGGAGAGCGCAGCGCCGCCCAAGAGCGGCGCAAGCGCGCAGGCUGAGAAGCCGGCUGGUGUCUAGGUAGCGGUCCGCGGUGAGGCUGUCAGGGCAUACGUAGCGGCAUGACAAGAACGGCUGUUGACAACUGCGCUGCGCCUGGCUGCAGUUGGCUCUGCUGAGGCAUCGCGAUUGCUAGGCACCUGGUUUGGCUAUGUGCCUGUGGGAACCCGGCUAUGUCCGGGUGAUGAGGUUGUUCGGCCUCAGACUGUGGAGGGGCUCAGCUCCUUUUCCCGUGACCGGGGAACACUUGUCGGGUGUGGGAUAGGAUACUGCUACAGUGCAUCUGAGGCCGCUGGAGGAUCCUAGAACUCGAA